Prosopis cineraria is the source of this 1396-nucleotide messenger RNA. Its product is annotated as cytosolic sulfotransferase 15-like. Gene Ontology annotation, molecular function: sulfotransferase activity. NCBI's taxonomy places the organism in Eukaryota, Viridiplantae, Streptophyta, Magnoliopsida, Fabales, Fabaceae. The record is from RefSeq and is a predicted model, not a curated record. The coding region runs from base 46 to 1089 and encodes 347 amino acids. The transcript is spliced from 2 exons. Gene Ontology annotation, cellular component: cytoplasm. Gene Ontology annotation, biological process: sulfation.
CUUCCUAUAAAUACGUGAAAGUUAAUUCACUAUAGCGGCAUUCCAAUGGCUGAAACUACUACCACAUCGUUCAAAAGAAGCAACUCAAGUGUUGAGCUUGAGAAUGAGGCUUGCGAUGAAGAAUAUGAAAAACUCAGCCAAGAAUUCAAGCAACUUCUUCUUUCUCUUCCCAAAACAAAGGGUUUCGGCCAUCGAAACAUCUACCUUUUCCAAGACAUUUGGUAUAUACCAACUCGAAUCCAAGCCAUAAGCUCUUUUCAAAAGAACUUCCAAGCAAAAGACAGUGAUAUUAUUUUAUCCUCCUUGCCAAAAUCUGGCACUACUUGGUUGAAAGCCCUUACUUUUGCCGUUGUCAAUCGUAAGCGUUUCUCUCCUUCACAAAACAACCAUCCAUUACUCUUUUCCAAUCCACAUGAGCUCGUUCCUUUCUUCGAGUACAAUCAUUAUGUAAACAACCAAAUUCCUGAUCUUUCCAUAUUGCCUGAACCGAGAAUUUUCAGCACACAUGUUCCUUUUCAUUCAUUGCCUGACACAAUUACCGAAUCCAAAUGCAAGAUCAUCUAUAUAUGUCGUAACCCAUUCGACAAUUUCAUAUCGCUUUUUUUAUUUGUAAACAAACUUGUACCACCAUCUUUACCCAAAUUAUCAUGUGAGGAAGCAUUGGAGAGGUACUCAAGUGGGAUCAACGAGUGUGGUCCAUUUUGGACACACAUGUUGGGUUAUUGGAGAGAAAGCAGAGAGAGACCAAACAAGAUAUUGUUUUUAAGGUAUGAGGAUUUGAAAGGGGAUAUAAACUUCUACUUGAGAAGAUUGGCUGAGUUCAUGGAUUGUCCAUUCAAUUUUGAGGAGGAAAGUGAAGGUGUUAUUGAAAAUAUAAUUGAGCUGUGUAGCUUUGAGAAGAUGAAGGAAUUGGAAGUGAACAAGACUGGGAAGUUUGUAAACAAGUUUGACAAGAAGGAUUUCUUUAGAAAAGGUGAAGUAGGUGAUUGGCUUAAUCAUUUCUCGCCAUGGAUGAUAGAGAAGCUGUCCAAAGUGAUUGAAGAGAAGUUGGGUGAUUCUGGGCUGUCCUUUCAAAAUAAGAUAUCUUAACACACAAAGCAUAAUGGACACACCACUGCUGUCUGCAGAGAAACGGAGCUCGUAAAGAUUGAAGAUGUGGAUCUUGAUUUGGUAAAUUGUCUAAGUCUACUCAACUAGUUUUAUAGCUAUUGGAUUUAAUCAAUAUUUAAAAAAUUAUCAGAAUACAUUUUCCACCAAAAAUUUAAAAUAGUUCUUACAAUCAAAGCGCUCCUCACAUAUGAAGUCCUCUCCAAAAAUUUGAGAUUUCAUACUUUUCAUAAAUAUUAUAUGAUAAAAUCUCUUAUAGUCAUUCAAUUAAAUCAAAAGGUUAUAAUCA